UGAGUUAUCCUACAGGGAUAAAUCCCGAGGGAAUGCAGGGAUCAACCCCAGCAAGGGACACGGCUCCAGCCCGGGAAGGGGCUCUGGCUGUCCCCUGUGUCCCACCCUCCCCAAAGGGAGGAGGGGGCUGGCAGCCGGCAGAGCGCGGUGGGACGGGCGGCAAGGAGCGAGUGCGGGAGGCAGAGCCCGGGCUCGGCCGGCUGGGGAGAGGGAAGAUGAGCACAGAGGACUCUGCCAACGGGACCUCUCCCACCCCGCCUCUCAUUCCCACCACGGAGCUGCUCCCACCCAGUGCUGCAUCCCCUCAGGUGACAGACUGGCUGCCCAUCAUCGCUGGGGUCAUCUGCAUCUUCCUGCUCCUGGCCACCCUCCUCAUCCUUGCCACGCUCUGCAAGCCAGCAGCGCUGGGCUGGUCCCUGUCUGGUCCCCAGGAGCGCCUGCCCCACCACCCUGUGGAUGCCAGCGAGCCCCAACUGAGGCUCUGGAAGCGUCUGGGCUCCCUGAGGUGCUCCCUCAGCAGCUUCAGGAGGAGCCAGAUGAUGUCUCAGAGCCCUCUGGCCUGUCCCAAACAGGACUGGCACAUCAUGGAGUCCACCAAAAUGUGAUCUUGCCCUGAUGCUCUUUCCCAAGAUUUUUGCUCCCUUCUCAAGCAUCCUGAGCAGCCCAGCAGAGACCCCUUGAGCAACUCAUUUCCAGGCAGCAGCUCUGGAAAUUUGCAGUGGCUCUGCAAAACCAGGAGAUUUUGCAAUGUCAGGUUCCCAAAUGCUUUCCAGGUUACUGCUUCCUGCCAGGGAAGGUGGAGGCAUCCAAACUACACCCACACACAGCUAACAGCAGGCGGUCAAAAAAAUCCUGCUGCUUCAUUUCUUUUGGAAAACAUUGUGCAAGUUGUGCUCUACCUGAACAAACAGCCUGGAAGAGAGCAGGAGUAACCUGGCCACCUGAAGAGAGGCAGCCCAGGGCAAACCUGCUCCACAGAAAGCAAUCCUCAGUGGAGAUUUCCCCCCGAGCAGCUGGAGGGAGGUUCAUGCCCCAUGAGCUGCCUGGUCCCUGUCACCCCCUCCAUGUGGUCAAUGCAUUCCCAUUCCUGCUCUCUGGUCUGCCUGGUUUUGGGAGAAAGGGAUGGGGAAACAUCCAGAAACUCUCCUGCUGCCGUGGUGUUGUGGGGAUGCAUUUGAAGGGAGAGACCUUCUGUACAAAUGGUUCACACUGAAGGUGUAAAUCAAAGUAAAUUUCUGUUUCUCUUC
Catharus ustulatus (Swainson's thrush) is the source of this 1247-nucleotide messenger RNA. It is a transcript of the gene C8H10orf105, whose product is annotated as chromosome 8 C10orf105 homolog. Bases 33 to 605 code for a protein of 190 amino acids. The transcript is spliced from 2 exons. NCBI's taxonomy places the organism in Eukaryota, Metazoa, Chordata, Aves, Passeriformes, Turdidae. The record is from RefSeq and is a predicted model, not a curated record.